AUGGGCUACCCGGAGAUGAAGGCUCUGGCGUCCUCGUCCUACGAUGCCAAGACUUUGCGGAAGCUGGGCCAGACCGUCCUGCAGCACACCUCGGCCCACGGGAUUCCCAACAUCUUCCGCUCCCGCCACUGGUUCCGCCGCCUGGUCUGGCUGUUCUUUGUGAGCUUCGCCCUGUGCUGCGCCCUCUGGCAGUGCACCGAGAUGGUCAUGAACUACUACACCUAUCCGUCCCACGAGAAGAUCAUGCUCAUCUCCAGCGCCAAGCUCAAGUUCCCGGCCGUCACCAUCUGCAACCUGAACAGCGUGAAGCUCUCCUCCAUCAACAGGAGCUUCACCAUGUCCACCUCCCUGCAGGACUCCGGCUUGGAACUGAUGCACCGCAGAAACCGCUCGUACGUUAACGUGUCGUCCGAAUAUCAAGAUGAGAGCGUCCAGUACGCCAGCGCCUUCAACAGGUUCGCCUCGGAGUUUAACCAGCUGAUGGAGGAGCAGAAGGUGGAGAUGGGGCACCAGCUGGACGACAUGCUGAUCUUCUGUAACUUCCACGGGCAGGAGUGCAACGCCAGUUUUUUCUCCAGUUUCAUUAACUAUAAAUUCGGGAACUGCUACACGUUCAACUCCCAGAAGCCGACAGAUUACCGCGGGAACCCAGCGAGCACGCAGCCGCUCAACAUCACCAAAGCGGGGUUCAUGUACGGUCUGCACCUGGAGCUGUUCAUUCAGCAGAUGGAAUAUGUGAGGGACAUAACGCACUCCGCGGGCAUCCGCCUCCUCAUCCACGACCAGGCCCAGAUGCCAUUCCCUGAGGAUGAAGGUGUCAAUGUGCCACCCGGAUUUGAGACUGAUAUCGGCAUGAUGAAGAUUCACAUUGACAGGCUGAAAUCACCGUACAUAAGUCGGUGCACAGACGGGGAGGACAUCAAGAACUUCUAUAAGGACGUGUACGGAUCUGGGUACACUCGAGAGGCCUGCAAACGGACAUGUGCCCAGCAGAACAUCAUCGACAACUGUGGCUGCAUUCACUGGGAGUUUGCUCAUCCCAAGAAUUCGGAGCACCCCAAGUGCAAUCUCAGCAACGUCGUCGCCCGUGACUGCGUGAAGCUCUACGAAUUUAAAUUUGCGCACGACGAAUUGAACUGCCACUGCCCCCUACAGUGCAAAGAGGAGAUCUACGAGCUGACCGUGUCUGGAUCCCAGUGGCCGUCCAACGCUUUUAUCGAAAACUUCGCCAAGGACCUUAAAGAGUGGGGAGGACAAAUGAAAGACAUAGCAGACAACCCGGCGCUGAUCAGGGAUAAUUUUGUGAAGGUCGUGGUUUACUUCAAACAACUCAAUUUCGAGAUGAUAGAAGAGGAGCCAUCCAUGACGGAAAUUAACCUCAUCUCUAACAUGGGGGGCUUGGUCGGCCUGUGGGUGGGCUUCUCGGUUUGCACCUUGGCGGAGUUCUUUGAGUUGCUGUUGGACGUCAUUCUGCUCUUUAUUCAGAGGUGCAUCGGGACGGCGAACAAAAGGGGCUACUCCAACCCCUACAUGCAGAAGCAGAGCCCCAUCUACCUACAGAAGACCACCAAGCUUUAA
This is a messenger RNA of Bufo gargarizans (Asiatic toad), 1578 nucleotides long. Its product is annotated as degenerin-like protein asic-1. The record is from RefSeq and is a predicted model, not a curated record. Gene Ontology annotation, cellular component: membrane. Bases 1 to 1578 code for a protein of 525 amino acids. Lineage: Eukaryota; Metazoa; Chordata; Amphibia; Anura; Bufonidae. Gene Ontology annotation, molecular function: ligand-gated sodium channel activity. The transcript is spliced from 11 exons. Gene Ontology annotation, biological process: sodium ion transmembrane transport.